This is a messenger RNA of Eurytemora carolleeae, 618 nucleotides long. RefSeq names its product trafficking protein particle complex subunit 5 (gene Trs31). Gene Ontology annotation, cellular component: TRAPPII protein complex; TRAPPIII protein complex; TRAPPI protein complex. Gene Ontology annotation, biological process: endoplasmic reticulum to Golgi vesicle-mediated transport. The record is from RefSeq and is a predicted model, not a curated record. Lineage: Eukaryota; Metazoa; Arthropoda; Copepoda; Calanoida; Temoridae.
AUUAUUUAUUUUCAGAUUUAGAAUAUAAAUGUAGAUUUUGAUAAAUCCGAUUGAUUGAUAUUGAGUUUAUUAAAAAGAUAGUACUGAUAAUUGAUUGAUUGAGUAUCUAAGAUGACCAUAACAUCCACCAUGAACAACAUCUCUGCUCCACUUCUCAGGUCUAAGACAAGUAUUCUGGAUAAAUCUUUAAGCCGCGGAAAGCAGGAGGUUAGCCUCUCAGCUUUUGCUCUUCUUUUCUCAGAAACCGUUCAGUAUUGCCAGGCCAGAUCUAACACAGUGCCUGAGCUACAAGCAAAACUGCAUGAUUUAGGUUGGCAGGUCGGGGCUAGAAUCUUAGUUCUAGUUUUAUAUAAUAUAUUGAAGUUAUUGAAUGUGUUGAUGAUGGUUAAGUCUACCCUAUGGAAAACAUUGUUCGGGAAGGAAGCAGAUAAGCUUGAGCAUGCUAAUGAUGAUGAGAGAACAUAUUAUAUAAUUGAAAAAGAACCCCUGGUGAACAAGUUCAUCUCUGUGCCAAAAGACAAAGGGAGCUUGAACUGUGCUUCGUUUAUGGCCGGCGUUAUUGAAGCUGUUCUUGAGGGAGCCAACUUCCCAGCUAAGGUUUCAGCACAUUGGCAUAAG